This is a messenger RNA of Nerophis lumbriciformis (worm pipefish), 2712 nucleotides long. The record is from RefSeq and is a predicted model, not a curated record. Lineage: Eukaryota; Metazoa; Chordata; Actinopteri; Syngnathiformes; Syngnathidae.
AUGGCAGAGAUGGAAAAAGAGGGCAGACCUCCGGAAAAUAAAAGAAGCCGAAAACCAGCUCACCCGGUGAAAAGAGAGAUUAAUGAAGAGAUGAAGAGUUUUGCAGAGAACACCAUGAAUGAGCUCUUGGGGUGGUAUGGCUAUGACAAGGUGGAGCUGAGGGAUUCGGACAACCUGGAAAUAGGCGAAACGCAGCAGUACAUCUCUGUCCUUAAAGAGAACUUGUUGCCAAAAAUUCCAGCUUCAAGACAGAACAGUGAAGUGUCUCCAGAUGGAGCCAACAUCUCCCAGUCUCUGCCAAAUUCCAAAAAUGGGGUCUCAGACCACCCCACCACACCGUCCACCUCUACCAGCAGUACUAAGGAACAUGGCAACCAGCCCAUCACUGUUCCAGUGAUACCCCCGCCACUGAUCAAACCCUCAACAGAUGAAGAUGCAACCAGUGUACAGAUCAUGUGUGCCUGGUGCCAGAAGAUCGGUGUCAAACGUUACUCUUUGAGCAUGGGAAGUGAGCUGAAGAGUUUUUGCAGCGAGAAGUGCUUUGCUGCCUGCCGCAGAGCCUAUUUCAAGAGAAAUAAGCUGGGAUAUUUAAGGAGUUACACUGCGAGAGACGACGAUGGCCUCGGUGGGAAAUUACUCCAGCACAGCUUUACUCAGGACACGCCCAGGCUUGUCUUCAAGACAAACAGCGAUGUGCUUGUGUGUGACUGGUGCAAGCACAUCCGCCACACUAAGGAGUAUCUUGACUUUGGGGCUGGUGAACGACGGCUGCAGUUCUGCAGUGCCAAAUGCCUGAACCAAUAUAAGAUGGACAUUUUUUACAAGGAAACACAAGCAGCGCUGCCUGGAGCGCUCUGUAACCCAGGACAUGGGGUUGGAGGUGAGGGUAAGGCAGAGUGUAGUGGCGGUUUACAGUUGCUCACUCCUGAAUCCUGGGGAACACCUUUAUCGGACAUUCGCCGUAAAGCUCCCUCACCUGGAGGGCCCCCCAACUCUUCAGCUCCUUGCACUUCAUCUACCACCUCGUCCUCAGAUGCCCUUUGCUCUCCAUCCUCCUCUUCCUCCUCUGUCAAGAUCCCCACACCGCGACCCCAUGAAAGCCCUACACUCCCACCCCCUCCCAUACCUACUUUGCAUCCAGCAGUUGGGGUCCCACCAGGGAGUCCGCCAAUGGUGAUGACCCCCCGGGGGCCGCUGCCUUUACCUCUGUUUAUGGAACAUCAGAUGAUGCAGCAAAUCCGGCCACCGUUUCUUCGUCCAUCUGUCCAUCCGGGUGGACCCAAUAGUCCCAUGUCAAACCCCAUCAUCCCUGGAAUAGGCCCCCCACCUCCUCCCAGGACUAUUGGCCCUGCUUCUAGUCCCAUGCACAGACCCAUGAUGUCCCCUCAUGUCCAUCACUCAUCCAAUCCUAAUCCUGGUAUCAUCCCUCCCCACCCUGGUCUCCACAUCCCGGGAUUUACCCCUUUUCCCCCAGUCAACAUGAUGCCCAAUGGCCCUAUACCUUUACCACCAAUGAUGAAUUUUGGCAUGCCAUCCUUGGCCCCAUUAGUACCGCCACCAACCCUUUUGGUUCCGUACCCUAUCAUUGUACCCCUUCCAGUCCCGAUUCCCAUUCCAAUACCAAUCCCUUUCAACCCCAAAUCUUCUGGGAACCAACCAGAAAGCACUGACCCUCUCUCCGGUGGACAUUUGUCUUCAGAUGUUUCAGCAUCUGGGCUAUCUGACUCUCCAGGAUCUUCUGGAGGAGAGAGAGGAAAACAAAGAGGAGAUCCUGAUGGUGUAGAGUGUCUCUCGCCAGGAUGCACAGAUACAAACAGGUUGGCAGUAAUCAACAUGAAUGUGAAGAUAGAGGAUAAUAUAACAAAUUUAUCCCCAACUGGAGACAUUAGACAACUGGAAGGAGUAAUUGAUCUAACUGUAAACCAGAAACCGUGCCAACAGCACAUUAUUCAGAAGAUCCUCCCUAAGGUUCAAGUAAAAAAAGAGGCAGUGAUUGAGUCAAGAUCUUCAACGCUUGAAAUGGAAGUUAAUGGUUGUCAUGACAUUGAGGAAAGGGUCACAUUACCACAUACCCAAAUUAAUCCGGAGUUGUUUGUGGCUACCAGUUUAGAAAAAAUGGAAACAUCAAAUCCAGCGUCCAGCAAAAAAAGCUCUUCUUUCAUAGUUAAUAAUGAAAUAGACAUUUCCCAAUCACCCACUCACUGCACACCAAGGAGCCAACCUCAAUUUGUUUCACAGAUCCAAACUAAUCCUGCUGCCUCAUGUAAUGUCAUUGUGAAUGGUACAGGGUGGCAUUCUCGUCAUGUUCCUAAUUCUAAUGCGGACAGAAAUGGAGACUGCCUUACAUCUGAAGGGGAUGCAAAGGGGCACACAGCAAAUGGUGAGUUGGAACAGGAAGCCCUAAAAGAGAACAAUUGUUCCGUAAGAGAAUGGGAAAAUGUGAAGCGCACUGCAACACAAGAACAGAUGGUAGUGGGUGCAGAGGGUAAGCAUUGCCCUGACUCUAACUUGGAGGAGGCUGAACAUACUUACACCCUACCACUGCUAUCUACCGGUGGUUGUGUGGUAAUCCAGCCUGUGCCAAAACCUGGCACUGAAAAGGCAGCCAUCCUGUCCUGUUCCAUCAGUGCACCAUUAUCAGCCACUGGAAGCCCUGAGCUCGAGCCCCCAAUCAAGAGGAGGUGUCUGCGAAUCCGCAAUCAUAACAAAUGA